GUUGACUUGUCUUAUUUUGCAGUUGAUGAUCAGGCUCCUGGAGAAAUCUCAAUUGACGAUUUGUUUGCUGGUCGACCGGGCAUUUGUGUAUGUCAAGCUGCCGAUGCGGCAGGCUUCUUACAAACCAUUGCGCAACGGACGGUUAGCGAAGAAGCUUCAGCCCUUCUUGUCAUUGGUGAGUUGCAAGGAUUGUCUGCGUGGGCACAAGACAAAGUUACUUCCUUGGUUGUGCCGGUGCGGGUUGGUGGGAGGCCUGCAGCGGCUACGGCAGCCCUGUUCCAGACAGGUGAUGUUCCGCUUGCCAUCCCAAAGCAGGUCUCUGUGUCUGCCAAAGACGACAAUGCGGCCAAGGUUACUACCUUGACUUUCCAGGUUGUGGUUAAGUUGGCGCAGGAGCUACCGAAACCUAUGACUAUCCGUGCAUAUUUGAAACACCUUGGUUUGGAAUCUCAUUUCCUGAUUCAGGAGGUCUGGUCGACGGGUUGGUUUUGCAAGGGAAAGAAGUGUCCUGAAACUCAGGCUGAUUAUUAUCACGGCUUCAUGAAGUUUCCUGAUGACCGUCUUUCGAAAUUGCUCCGGUUCUCUGGUCGAGCUGGCUUCUUUUGCAACCCGCGUGAUGCUUCCCGCGGUCCAGACAAACGUUAUAAGGUUAUCCCUGUUGGAGGACUACAAUGUUCUGAGGCGCUCGUGAAGCUUCGGGAUUUCCCUCAACACGCUGGUUUGGUUAAGGCGAAGCAGGGUUUUGGCAUUCGGGUGCCAUUGGCUCACUAUCAGGCUGCGAAGGAGCUUUUCACACCUGGAGCCCCACAGAGUUCAGACAGCGAAGUUGAUGGCCCGCGGCGCUUCUUUGUGAUGGGGGUGCCACGCUCUGUUGAUAGGUCUCGGCUGAAAUCUGUGUUGAAGGAAUUUCAUUGGAAGGCGGAAGUGAUUAAGUCGACAGGAGUGCAGACUUGGUUGGUGCGAGCAUCUGCUCCGCCACCUGCGCGUGCUUUCCAACUUGAUGGCGUUAGUGUCCUGAUUUCAGAAGAUGACACCCCCUCGUCAGCUAUUGUGGCGGGGCAACUACUGUCGGCGACACUGAAGAAGGUUGCAGUCGGGGUUGCGCCGGCGACAUUGCCACCAGUUGGUUCUGGUGCGGUGUCUUCGGUGCGUGAGACUCGGUUGUCGUCACUGGAAAGCCAACUGGCCACUCUGCAGCGCGAUGUGAAGGAGCAAGACGAACAGCAAGGCCUACGCUUGGACGCUAUCUCCUCCCGGACUGCGCAAUUGGAGCAUGGCGUGUCGCAGCUUUCUUCUACGGCGUCGUCCUUGGGGCAAACAGUGUCCGACCGUCUGGAUCAGGCUUUUCAAAAUUUUGAGAAGCGUCAGGAUUCUCAACUUGCAGAUGUCAUUCGUCGUCAGUCUGAAAUGAUGCAGGCUUCGGAGAAGGUUACAGCGGACCGAUUGAAGUUUCCGGUCUUCUCUCGAGAAACUGCUUUGGUCUCUGCGGAAGUCUGGGAGUCCUGUCGUUUGCUCCAUGUCACGGUGCAGGCCUGGGAUAUUCCAGUACAUGUGCUUGUUAUGUAUCUUGCGCCCAACGCGAUUUUGGGCUCUUUGAAGUACGACUCCAACUGCCGCAUCGUUGCUGCGGCAGCGUUGCUGGCAGAACGGUUGAUGGGUCCUGUGCUUUUAGUUGGCGACUGGAACUGUCCGGCAGAUUCCUUCGAGGCUGUUCGCUUGUUGGGAUCAAAUUAUGGCUUUGCUGAUCUGGCAGCCUUGUGGUCGGAACGCGCAGGGUCACCUUUGGAACCCACGUGUGCAGGUGCGACCCGCCAUUCCUUUGCUUUUGGAAAUACAGAAGUGCAGCGCUUUCUGGGGCCAGUGGAAGUGCGUCAUCCUUUUGACUUGGACAAACAUGCGGUUCUGGUUGUGGAUGUGCAAUUUCCCAGGGCGAAUCCGACCGUUCUCCGAUGGCUUCGGCCUCAGCCGUUAGCUGACCUGGUACCAGACGUGGAGCGAUUGUCUUGCCUAGGUGGUGAGGUGUUGCCCAAGUUGGCAGAGUCGGUACGUACAAGCCUUGCUGCACACCGGCCUGAUGAAGCGUUGUUGUCGUGGGCUUCAACCGUUGAGCAGGUUGUUUGUGAUGCUGCUGAGGUCGAUGGCCGGACGCGGCGUGCUUUUGUAGGACGGUGUUCUACGGAUGGCCCAGUUGCCAUGAACCUUGCCCCGCCUCGAGUUCGUUUUGGUCGGCCUGGGGAUGUGGCGUCUCCACUUCUUUCUCUUACGCUUCAGCAGAGGCGCUGGCUCCGGCAGGUGCGUCGGCGCAAGGCUCUGUUGAAGUUGCUUGAAGCUCUGGAAGUGCGUGGAAUGUUGACCGGUGAUCUGGCACGUGUUGGUGCUUUGUGGCGCGCUGUUUUGGCUUCGCCUGGUUUUGGUCAUUCCUUUGCAGGUUGGGUCCUUCCUUGA
This is a messenger RNA of Durusdinium trenchii, 2445 nucleotides long. Lineage: Eukaryota; Dinophyceae; Suessiales; Symbiodiniaceae. The record is from the annotation of a GenBank genome assembly.